Bombina bombina (fire-bellied toad) is the source of this 2175-nucleotide messenger RNA. RefSeq names its product gastrula zinc finger protein XlCGF57.1-like. Gene Ontology annotation, molecular function: RNA polymerase II cis-regulatory region sequence-specific DNA binding; DNA-binding transcription repressor activity, RNA polymerase II-specific. Gene Ontology annotation, biological process: negative regulation of transcription by RNA polymerase II. Bases 160 to 1986 code for a protein of 608 amino acids. Lineage: Eukaryota; Metazoa; Chordata; Amphibia; Anura; Bombinatoridae. The record is from RefSeq and is a predicted model, not a curated record. The transcript has 7 exons.
GUGAUCGUUGCCGUCCUGUUGUUACUAUUGUACGGAACAAGCUGCUACCGUCUCAGCAAUCUAUACGGUUGUUUUAUACUCCUGUUACUGUGAAGCUCACGUAAAAUACAAAUCAAUGCGUUUGUCAGUAAAGGGGAACCAUUAUAAGAAUAUCUGAUAAUGUCUGACAAGACCGAGAACCAAACCUCAGACCUUCCUGAUGCACACAGAGAUGAAGAUAACGCUGAUAUAGUUAAAGCUGAGAUAACAGAAGAUCUGUGUGUGAGGCAUCAGCUGGAAGCACCACAUGAUGAAACCAGUGACAGCAUCAGCCCAGGCCGUAUGGAUGUGAUGCCUUCAGAUGGCUCAGCGGUUAAGUACAGAGGCGAACCGUAUGUGUGUAAUUACGUGAAGACUGAGGAGGAUGAAGUUCCUAUAAAUACGGCUACAGGGGAUGUUAAGACUGAAGUCACACUUAAUGUUGAACAGACCAAUAAACUGGAAGCUCUGAAGCAAGAAAUCAGUGACAAUAUCAGUACAGGUUGUGUUAAGACUGAAGUCACACUUAAUGUUGAACAAACAAAUGAUCUGUAUGUAAAGAGUAAUCUGGAAGCUGUGAAGCAGGAAAUCAGUGACACUAUCAGUACAGGUGAAUUUACAAACUGCAGUAAUCCUAGCCAUGGUGAAAAUACAGAUGCUUGUGUCAAUCUUCUUCAAAAUCAAAGAAACAAUGUGGGAAAUGUAUGUUCUGAAUAUGGGAAUUUUUUUAGCAUGCAAUCAAAUCUUUUCAGACAUCAGAAAAUUUAUACAGGAGAGAAAGCAUUUUCAUGUUCUGAAUGUGGAAAAUGUUUUACUAAGAAAUUAGCUCUUAUUAGGCACCAGAGAAUUCAUACAGGCGAGAAAGCAUUUUCAUGUUCUGAAUGUGGGAGAUGGUUUGCUCUGAGAUCGUAUCUUAUGAAACAUCAGAAAAUUCAUACAGGAGAGAAAAAAUUUUCAUGUUCUGAAUGUGGGAAGUGUUUUGUUCUGAAACCAAAUCUUAUUGCACAUCAGAAAAUUCAUACAGGAGUGAAAGCAUUUUCAUGUUCUGAAUGCGAGAAAUGUUUUUCUCGGAGAUCAUAUCUUAAUACACAUCAGAAAAUUCAUACAGGAGUGAAAGCAUUUUCAUGUUCUGAAUGUGGAAAAUGUUUUGCUCUGAAACCACAUCUUAUUGCACAUCAGACAAUUCAUACAGGAGUGAAAGCAUUUCCAUGUUCUGAAUGUGGGAAGUGUUUUACUGAGAAAUCAAAACUUAAUAUGCAUCAGAAAUUUCAUACAGGAGAGAAAGCAUUUCCAUGUUCUGAAUGUGGUAAGUGUUUUCCUGGGAUAUCAACUCUUAAUACGCAUCAGAAAAUUCAUACAGGAGAGAAAGCAUUUUCAUGUUCUGAAUGUGGGAAAUGUUUUGCUCUGAAACCAAAUCUUAUUGCACAUCAGACAAUUCAUACAGGAGAGAAAACAUUUUCAUGUUCUGAAUGUGGGAAGUGUUUUGCUCGGAAAACAUAUCUUAUUACACAUCAGAAAAUUCAUACAGGAGAAAAAGCAUAUUCAUGUGCUGAAUGUGGUAAGUGUUUUCUUCUGAGAUCACAUCUUAUUGGCCAUCAGAAAAUUCAUACAGGAGAGAAAGCAUUUUCAUGUGCUGAAUGUGGGAAGUGUUUUGCUCAGAUAUCGGCACGUAUUGUCCAUCAGAAAAUUCAUACAGGAGAGAAAGCAUUUUCAUGUUCAGAAUGUGGGAAAUGUUUUACUAAGAAAUCAAGUCUUAUUAGACAUCAGAAUAUUCAUACAGGAGAGAAACCAUUUUCAUGUUCAGAAUGUGGGAAAUGUUUUGGUCGGAAAUCACAUCUUAUUACACAUCAGAAAAUUCAUACAGGAGAGAAACCAUUUUCAUGUUCUGAAUGUGGAAAAUGUUUUACCAGCAAAGGAAAUGUUGUUACUCAUCAAAAACGUCAUACAGAAGAGAAAGGAUUUCCGUGAACUUUUGCUCAGAAGUUACAACUUAUUGUGCAUCAGAAAAUUCAUACCGGAGAGAAAGCAUGGUCAUGUUUUGCACAGAGCGAAUCCCUAUGUGCCCUUGUCUGGUUUAGGAUAGUCCCCCUAGCUGCAUAAAAUGCAUAUUGCUGAAUUAUAACAAAAUAAAAAAAUAAAUAUAUAUAUAUAUAUUGA